CGGCACGCGGAAGCGCCGGCGCGGCUGGGACUGAGGCUGCUGGGUUCCGCUGCCCCGUGCGAUGCUCCGCUCCUGGUACCUGCUGUGCUGCCUCUGGGCCCUGCACCUGCCGGGCGCCGGGGAGGGGGCGGCGGCAGCGGCGGGGCGGGAGAUAGACACCGCCCACUACCGGGAGCGAGUCAAGGCCAUGUUUUACCACGCCUACAACAAUUACUUGGAAAACGCUUUCCCCUAUGAUGAGCUGCGGCCUCUGACGUGCGAUGGACAGGACACCUGGGGAAGUUUUUCUCUCACAUUGAUUGAUGCUUUGGACACUCUUCUAAUUUUGGGAAAUGUUUCAGAGUUCCAGAGGGUUGUCAAUGUGCUGCAGGAGGGGGUGGAUUUUGAUAUCGAUGUAAAUGCGUCUGUCUUUGAAACCAAUAUCCGAGUGGUUGGUGGUCUCCUGUCCGCUCACUUGCUGUCUAAGAAGGCUGGUGUUGAAGUGGAAGCAGGAUGGCCCUGCUCAGGACCUCUUCUGAGGAUGGCGGAAGAAGCUGCUCGUAAACUUCUGCCAGCUUUUCAGACCCCAACUGGGAUGCCAUAUGGGACAGUGAACUUGCUGCAUGGAGUAAACCCUGGAGAGACCUCCGUUACCUGUACUGCUGGUAUCGGUACAUUCAUAAUGGAAUUUGCCACGUUAAGCCAUCUUACUGGUGACCAGGUGUUUGAGGAUGUGGCCAGAAAAGCCCUUAAGGCCUUGUGGAAAAAUCGCUCAGAUAUUGGAUUGGUGGGUAACCAUAUUGAUGUGGUAACUGCCAAAUGGGUAGCCCAAGAUGCUGGCAUCGGGGCAGGGGUAGAUUCCUACUUUGAAUACCUUGUUAAAGGAGCCAUUCUGCUGCAUGAUGAAGAGCUGAUGUCCAUGUUCCUAGAAUAUAACAAAGCCAUUAGGAACUACACAAAAUUUGAUGACUGGUACCUGUGGGUUCAGAUGUACAAAGGGACAGUGUCCAUGCCUGUCUUUCAGUCCCUGGAGGCCUACUGGCCAGGCUUACAGAGUCUGAUAGGGGACAUCAAUAAUGCCAUGCGAACAUUCCUCAAUUAUUACACUGUUUGGAAACAGUUUGGUGGGCUGCCUGAGUUUUACAACAUUCCCCAGGGCUAUACUGUGGAGAAGAGAGAAGGAUACCCCCUUAGACCUGAGCUGAUCGAGAGUGCCAUGUAUCUGUACCGUGCCACACAAGAUCCCACCCUCUUAGAACUGGGGAGAGAUGCUGUGGAGUCCAUAGAGAGAAUCAGUAAGGUGGAGUGUGGAUUUGCAACAAUCAAAGACCUGAGGGAUCACCGCCUGGAUAAUCGCAUGGAAUCCUUCUUCUUGGCUGAAACAGUGAAAUACUUGUAUCUGCUCUUUGACCCAGAUAACUUCAUUCACAACGAUGGGUCAGCCUUUGAUGUGGUGCCCAUGCCUUAUGGGGAAUGCAUCCUUGGUGCUGGAGGAUACAUCUUCAAUACUGAAGCUCACCCCAUAGACCCUGCUGCCCUGCACUGUUGUAGGAAACAGAAGGAAGAGCAGUGGGAAGUGGAAGACUUAAUGAGAGAGUUUUUCUUUCUGAAGAAAAGCAAAAAGUCCACGUUCAAAAGAACUGCAGACCGUAGUGAGAGGGAAAGCCAGACAGCCUCUGCAGAUGUUUCCUCAGAGAGCAGCAAGGGGAAAAUGAACCCGGAGAAGAACACCAAAAGGAGAAUCCCUCUCCUGAGCUGCCCUAAUCAGCCCUUUACCUCCAAACUUUCAGUUCUGGGACAGGUCUUUCUAGACAACACGUGACUCCACUUCACUACAAGUCCAGGUUGUUGAAGUUAAUAAAUCCGCUUGGAUUUGCAUUCUGUGGACCUUUUUGUUCUGUGGGAAAUAUUUUUAAGUGGGGGUGGAAAAGUGCAAAAUGGAAUUUCCACUGUUAUGUAAGAUAUCCUUCUGUUAGAUCCCCUUGCACUCUUGCCUUCUGUAUUGUGUGAAUCAGGGUUACUGCUACAUUUGUUAACCCAGCUCAAAGUUAUACCAGAAUGAGUUGCCAGUUUGGAAAGCAGAAAUCUCUGAGAAGGAAGAGCCUGCAGCCUGUGACUUUUGCUGUUUCAUUUGCGGCUGUGUUGAAUGUUCUGAGGCUGUUUAAAGUCUCGACCAUAUGCAGAGUUUACAGUGCUUCCUGCUUAAGAAAAGAAGGAAACUGAACUACCUGGCUGUAGCAACAUGAGAACAGAAACUAAUUACUAGCAGUGACUUCUCUUACUCCAUAAAUUGCAGAUUUGCUCUCUGAUUAGCCUGAAAUUUUACUGCUGGUCCCAGGGGAUCACUUGGGCACAGGCUUGAACACCCAGAGCUCGCAGAUGGGGAAUAGUUCAUGGGCAACCUCUAUUCCAAAUAACAGGUUUUCAGUUCCAUGCUUGGCUGUUGGACAAAUGAACUGUACAUCUGGCAGUGGAGGGGAAACGAACAUGGAAGGGUCUGUGAAGUGUCACAAAAUGAGUUCAUUUAUGUCAUAAAAAAAUUCGCAUCA
Molecule: messenger RNA, 2528 nt
Organism: Gopherus flavomarginatus (Mexican gopher tortoise)
Lineage: Eukaryota; Metazoa; Chordata; Testudines; Testudinidae
Gene: EDEM2
Product: ER degradation enhancing alpha-mannosidase like protein 2
Exons: 11
Coding region: 62-1801 (579 amino acids)
Biological process (GO): carbohydrate metabolic process; mannose trimming involved in glycoprotein ERAD pathway; endoplasmic reticulum mannose trimming
Cellular component (GO): endoplasmic reticulum; membrane
Molecular function (GO): mannosyl-oligosaccharide 1,2-alpha-mannosidase activity; calcium ion binding
Source: RefSeq, a predicted model, not a curated record